CCUCAAUGUCCUCUCCCGACCCAAUUACCGCGUUCAUCUCCCGCCAACGACACCUCCUCUCCCUCGAACGCACCGCAGAUCUUACUCGCAGUCGCUUAUUACUCACCAAUUGCCCACCGAGACAACUCGAAAAGAAUGGUCUGGCCAUUCUCGGUCUUGCGGUUAUGUCUGUCCAAGUCGGCUUGGGCGGCAAAGUUUUAGUCGAGUUAGGGUUGGAAUCUGGGGGUAGCAGUGGCAUGUUCCAGCCGAAUGAGAUACGGAGUGGUGAUCUGGUUAAGAUCGAGGGUUCUUCGAGUUUGACUGUGGAAAAAUCCAAAGCUGCCGCUGACGCGACGCCGGGAAUUGAAGGAGUCGUCUACAAGGCCAACGCUACACGGGUCGUUGUCGCUCUUAAUUCCGACGAUCGUGAUAUGGAUGCUAUUCCUGAGAGAUGUAGAUUGAUCAAGGUCGCUAAUACGAUCACGUACGAUAGGAUGGACAAGGCGAUUGAUCAGCUGGAGGAGCUUUGUUUUGUGAACGGCCUCAUUUCAGCGAAAGAGGGUGCUUCCACCCCGAACGAUAUCACAUUUUCUCCUCUUUUCCGCGUACUUUUGGGUCUACAACGCCCCUCAGCACCUGAUUUCGACGAUACGAACGUGAAGAAUAUCAAGUUUUUCGACGAGAACUUGAAUGAUUCUCAGAAGGAAGCGGUCAGGUUUUGCUUGGCUAGUAAAGAGGUGGCAUGUAUCCAUGGUCCACCUGGAACUGGCAAGACACACACCCUGAUCGAACUCAUUCAACACCUCGUAUCCGCACAUAACCGUAUUCUAAUAUGUGGCGCUUCCAAUCUCGCGGUCGAUAACAUCCUCGAGCGGUUGGUCUCCCUUCCUACCCGUCUCAACACGCAAACGAUCGACUUCAACCAAAUCUGCACCCGGAUCGGCCAUCCAGCUCGUGUGUUGUCGUCACCAAAGACUUUGGACGCGACCUUGGACGCACGAGCGGCCAGGUCUGAUCAAGCUGACUUGUUGAAGGAUGUCAAGAAAGAGUUGGAAGGACUUUUGGGUGUUCUUACUGGGAGGAAAUCCACGUCGUCCCGUGGGUCUGGUUCAGGAAGAGGAAGGGGGAACGCGAGUAGUCGGGGGAAAACUGCGGGUGGAAGAACAGGAACGGGGUCUGAGGGCAAGGGGAGUAAACCUCGAGGUGCGGAGAGGAAGAAGAUGUGGGAAGAGGUUAAAGCGUUGAGGAAAGAACAUCGACAACGGUCGAAUCAGCUUACUUCUCGUAUUCUGUCCUUUACGCCUCCUUCCUCGGAGUCAACAAACAUAGCCGAAGACGCGAGUAGUAGUCCCGUUUCGACUCUCAUUCUGAGUCCUAGUCAGAUCGUGUUGGCGACAUGUCAUUCUGCUGGCACGUCGGCUUUGGCGAAGGAAGAGUUUGAUGUUGUUAUCGUCGAUGAAGCCACGCAAGCGUUAGAAGCCGUUACUUGGAUUCCCAUCCUUCAAGCUUCUGGGAAACGACCUACCAAGCUUAUCCUGGCUGGGGAUCCGAUGCAGUUGGGACCUACCGUUCUUUCGGUUGAGAAGGCGGGGGACAAGGAGAGCCGGAAGAAGAUGGCCAAAGUAAGGUCCUCAGAGAAGGGGAACGAAGUCGAGGGAAGCGAUCUCGAAAUCCAGGACAAAACUCCCCAGACUGCAACAAAUGCACUCAAGCCUCCGCAUACACUCGAAACCACUCUUUUUGACCGCCUCGAAGAGAUGUAUGGUGUUCGGAUCAAACGGAUGUUGGAAGUUCAAUAUCGAAUGAACAAACGGAUAUGCGAGUUUCCAUCUCAGAUGUUGUAUGGGAACAAGCUGAAAUCGGAGCCCGCUGUUGCGGAAAGGUUGUUAUCGGAUAUCGUUACUGGUGAGGGGAAUAAGAAUGAGGAAGAUUUGAACGAACCAGUGGUGUUUUAUGAUACGUCUGGCCUUGAAUUUUAUGACGUCGAGGAGCAGGGUGAAGGAGGUGGCAGUCGGUAUAAUGAGAAUGAGGCACUAGUCGUUCGACAGUGGGUCGGGCGGUUGAUAGAGUACGGAAUACCACCUAGUCAGAUCGCAGUUAUCACUCCAUAUCAAGCUCAAGUUACACUCCUUACAUCUCUUCUUCGCCCGCUUGGAUCAAUCGAAAUAGGGACAGUCGAUGGGAUGCAAGGGAGGGAGAAAGAUGCGGUCAUCAUCAGUCUAGUCCGGAGCAAUGAAAAGAAGGAAGUGGGAUUCCUGAGCGAGAAGCGCAGGUUGAAUGUUGCUAUGACAAGGGCUAAAAGGCAUUUGUGCGUUGUAGGCGACUCGUCAACUGUUGCACGAGGAGGAAAGUACCUUGCAAAAUGGAUGGAGUGGUUGGAAGCGAAUGCGGAGGUAAGGUAUCCCGAGCUGAACUGAAGAGGGACAGAUGGUAUUAUUGUACCUAACUACGUGGGACGAGCUUGGCAAGAUGGUAGAGUAUAUCCUGUCUACUUGUACGUUCCAUAAUAGAUCGCAAAACCGGGAAAAGUGUGCGAUUGCC
This is a messenger RNA of Marasmius oreades (fairy-ring Marasmius), 2520 nucleotides long. RefSeq lists its product as uncharacterized. Bases 6 to 2396 code for a protein of 796 amino acids. The record is from RefSeq and is a predicted model, not a curated record. The transcript has 5 exons. NCBI's taxonomy places the organism in Eukaryota, Fungi, Basidiomycota, Agaricomycetes, Agaricales, Marasmiaceae. Gene Ontology annotation, molecular function: 5'-3' DNA helicase activity; ATP hydrolysis activity; RNA binding.